CCCUUCCUCCAGGGUGUGGAAAGUACUCCAGCAUCAGUCAACAGACGAGCAGCGGUGAAGGAAGAAGAACGUUAUUCGAAAGAUCGGGCUCAAUCCAUUCAUCCAUCUCUUCAAACUUUUUUUUUCCUCAUCAAAAUUGAGAGCCAACGCUUCGAGGAGGUGGGGGGCCACUUCGGUAAUCGAUGGCCUUUUCCUUCCAUCAAAAUGACGGACUCCAAACAGUGCGACAACGAUCACGUCAAGAGACCGAUGAAUGCUUUCAUGGUGUGGUCAAGAGCCCAGCGACGUAAGAUGGCCCAAGAAAAUCCAAAAAUGCACAAUUCCGAAAUCAGCAAAAGACUGGGCGCUGAAUGGAAACUACUGACGGAGCCUGAGAAACGUCCGUUUAUAGACGAGGCGAAGAGACUACGAGCGGUGCACAUGCGAGAGCAUCCCGACUACAAAUACAGACCCAGGCGGAAACCGAAGCCACCUUCACCCAAGAAAGACUCAUUUUUCCCGCUCGAUCCUAGGAUCAUGCUGCGUCCAUUGGAGAGUGAAAAAGCACUGACAGCAAGGACUUUUCAAUAUCCCCCUCCAGACCCUGCUGGCUAUGUUUACGGCCCAUCCUUUGGAGAACAUUUGAAAAAAAUGGGAGAGUUUUCGACCAGUUCCUAUAUGGGCACCCCACCGAGCAUCUAUCCGGAUUCACCUUUCCCCCCUACUUUCCCCAGUUUUGUUUAUCCAGGAGCCUAUAGAUCCUUCGGUGCCUAUCCUCCUUGUUUUCCGGGACAUCCUCAGGACUUUAUUCAUUCCUAUCCUUACUACCACCUCCUGAAACAGGAGAGACCGUUGGUCAUCACUCCUCCUUCGUCCUCACCACCUGUCAUCACUACACCCCCCUCACCCUAGGUGAGAUUAUUUAUUUUCAAAUUGAUUACUAGUUCCUUUUGUAUUGUAUAAUAACUGUAAAUAGUGAUUACAUGUUAAGCUAUUUCACUAUUUGUUUAUUUUUGCAAUUACUUCAAUUUAGUUUUUUAAUCGA
This is a messenger RNA of Parasteatoda tepidariorum (common house spider), 1024 nucleotides long. RefSeq lists its product as uncharacterized. Gene Ontology annotation, cellular component: nucleus. Lineage: Eukaryota; Metazoa; Arthropoda; Arachnida; Araneae; Theridiidae. Gene Ontology annotation, biological process: negative regulation of transcription by RNA polymerase II; neuron differentiation; positive regulation of transcription by RNA polymerase II. The record is from RefSeq and is a predicted model, not a curated record. Gene Ontology annotation, molecular function: DNA-binding transcription activator activity, RNA polymerase II-specific; RNA polymerase II cis-regulatory region sequence-specific DNA binding.